AUGUGUGGCAUCUUUCUAUCCGUCGCGAAAGCCCGGCCACGUUUACCCGACGAUGAGGCAGUUAUCAGUCUCAAAGCACGUGGUCCUGACAGUUACAAAGUCUUCCAGGUCGAUCUUGCUCCCCAUGAUCUUCAUUUGACUUUAGCCUCCUCGGUUCUCGCCUUGCGGGGUGAUGCUGUGCAGGAGCAGCCACUGGUGGACCAGGCCACUGGUUGUAUUCUCUGCUGGAAUGGCGAAGCUUGGAAAAUCCAUGGCAAGAGUGUUCUCGCCAACGAUUCGAGCGAGGUUUUCAGCCUCCUGCUCUCUGCUUCGACAAGCUCAGAACAUGAGUCCUCUCAGAACAUAUCCAGUGUUUUGAGUAGUAUUGAUGGGCCAUUUGCUUUCGUCUUUUACAAUGCGCUCACUUCUACUAUUUACUAUGGCCGAGACAAGCUAGGUCGACGUUCUCUUCUCAUCGACAGUUUCUCAACCGAGUUACAAUCGCUGACUUUGGCUAGUACUGGUGUGGUAAGGAACAACCCUUCACUUGUUGAAGUUGCAACAGAUGCCAUCCAUUCAAUAUCCGUGGUGAGCGGUAAAGUCAACCAGGGCAAAAUCCCAUGGCAGACUUCACUUCCAUCUCUAAACAAACUCCCCUUGUCAGAGAAUGCUAUCCCAAGCACUCCGACGACGACAACAAUCAAACAACUGCAACUUAAUUUAAGCAAUGCCCUUCAAUUGCGAGUCAGGGAUAUCCCUGACCACUCACACCGCCAGAUAGGUAAAGGCUCUGCUAAAGUUGCAGUUCUAUUUUCAGGGGGUCUCGACUGUACGCUCCUUGCGCGAAUUACGCACAACAUUCUACCACUCGACGAGACUAUUGACUUGAUCAAUGUAGCAUUCGAAAACCCUCGAUCUAUGGCAGCCAGAAAAGGCCCCCCAACAGCUCCAUAUGAAUUGUGUCCUGACCGCAUCACAGGUCGUUCCAGCUACACCGAACUCACCCAUGUUUGCCCUGAACGUAAUUGGAGAUUUGUCGCUGUCAAUAUCCCGUACUCUGAAGCUAUGGCUCAUAGAUCUGCCAUCAUAGAUCUUAUGCAUCCUCACAAUACGGAAAUGGAUCUCUCGAUUGCAAUGGCCCUGUACUUUGCUGCGCGUGGUCAAGGUCAAACCCGGGAACUGAUAUAUUCUGAGCCUGGACAAGAAAUGAUGUACAUUUCCACAGCACGCGUGCUGCUUUCUGGCCUAGGGGCGGAUGAAAUCUUUGCAGGCUACUCACGCCAUGCUGUAGCAUUUGCUCGUGAAGGAUUCCAAGGCUUAGCAGAUGAGCUCGAACUUGAUUUCAACCGGAUUGGAUCUCGCAACUUGGGUCGGGAUGACCGCAUGAUGAGCCAUUGGGGAAAAGAAGUUCGCUACCCUUACCUUGACGAAGAAUUUGUCCGCUUCGCCCUUGAUCUUCCUCUCUGGGAAAAGGCCGGCUUUAGGACAGACAGAUUAAUUCCAAGGCAUUACGAAGAGCUGCAGACAGUUCACAGGCGGGAGGACCUCGAGCCAGCUAAAAUGCUCCUGAGACUUGCCAUGUGGGAUAUGGGCAUGAAGCAUGCUGCAAUAGAACGCAAGAGGGCCAUCCAGUUCGGGGCCAAGACUGCGAAAAUGGGCACUGGGAAGGGAAGGACGAAAGGGACUGAUCUUCUCGAUAUCAUUUCAUCAUAG
Molecule: messenger RNA, 1692 nt
Organism: Exophiala aquamarina CBS 119918
Lineage: Eukaryota; Fungi; Ascomycota; Eurotiomycetes; Chaetothyriales; Herpotrichiellaceae
Exons: 1
Coding region: 1-1692 (563 amino acids)
Molecular function (GO): asparagine synthase (glutamine-hydrolyzing) activity
Source: RefSeq, a predicted model, not a curated record